Diospyros lotus (date-plum) is the source of this 2040-nucleotide messenger RNA. RefSeq lists its product as uncharacterized. Lineage: Eukaryota; Viridiplantae; Streptophyta; Magnoliopsida; Ericales; Ebenaceae. The record is from RefSeq and is a predicted model, not a curated record. The transcript is spliced from 2 exons. The coding region runs from base 40 to 1827 and encodes 595 amino acids.
GAAAGGGAAGAGAAACAAAACCAACUGAAGGAGAGAUUGAUGGAAUUAACACAAGGAGAAAUGGAGGGGAAAGAUCUGCGAAUAAUUGAGCACCCCAGCCAUGAUCACUCACUGGUUCUCAGAGAAUCACUUCAGGGCGCCGGCGGCUAUGGUGGUGGACAUGUCCAAGUUUACUGCAAUGGAUGCGAGGAACCAAUCUCUUCAUCAUCAUCAUCAGGAGCAUGGGGUGGAGGAGGCGCUUUCUAUGCUUGCCCCAACUCCGAUUGCUGGUUUUUGCUGCACAAACGGUGUGCAGAAUUGCCCCCAAAAAUCGAGCAUCCCUCUCACCUGCAGCAUUCCCUCACUCUGCAUCCCCAUCCCUUAUAUAGUCAUAGAUGCGACAUCUGCCGCUACGCAAUUGACGGUUUCCAAUACCGUUGUUCCAACUGUAACUUCGAUGUCCACGUACGCUGUGCUUCAAUGGUGCUCCGUAUCCAAGAAAGGGUCGAUGAGAACAAGAAGAUUCACCAACACUCGUUGAUACCCCUCGAGAUGGAAGCCCAGUUUCUGUGUGCUGCUUGCGGUAAAGAACAUAAAGGUAAAUCCUAUCUUUGCCCCACCUGUGGCUUCUGGGCCAAUCAGAUUUGUGCUUCUGCGCCAACCACGGUUGACCUCCACCGCCACCCUCACCCCCUCGCUCUCCUUCGUCCAGCUUCUCGCUACCCUGGGAAUUGUAAAAUCUGCAAUGAGGAAGUGUGGAGAGCGUAUUGGGUUUAUUUUUGCUCGGAGGGAUGCCAGUAUUCAGUCCAUCUAAGUUGCUUGCCGUUGGAGGAGGUUGAGAAUCCCAACAAGGAUCCCAAAGAAGAUAUUAUUCUCUUCACAUGGCCAAUGCGAGAUGAAUCUACUAAAUUAAUGACUCAGUUGAUCAAGAACCUUAGUUUACAUGAAAGGCAUAAAAGAGGCACCAAAAUCCUCCAUUGUAGAGAAGACCACCCAUUGAUUUUUGUCAACAAGAAAAUUGACGAAUCGAAGGAUGACCAACUAUGUGAUGGCUGUGGAUUGACCAUCUCAUUCCAAUUCUACCAUUGUGCUCAAUGCAACUUUUCUCUUCACGAGUGGUGUGCUAAGUUACCUAACGAACUGCGACACAUAUUUCAUCCAAACCACCCACUUCGCUUGCUUACACAACAAGGCAUGCAUUUUUCUGGCACCUUCUGUAAUAGCUGUGAUAUGCCCACUAACUUGUUUGUCUUCUGCUGCUCCAAAUGUGACUUCUACCUUGAUCUCAAAUGUGCUUCACUUCCACGAUUAAUCAAACAUCAAGUUCAUGACCACAAUCUUGCCUUGAGGAGGGUAAAGCAUCCUUGCAAUGCAUGUGGAGUAGAUUACUUUAGACACUUUACUUUUUUUCGAUGUGAAGCUUGCAAUUUCGGGUUGUGCAUCAAAUGCGCUCUUCUUCCAUUUUCAGUCAAGCAUAGAUAUGACAAGCACCCAUUUGCUCUUACCUAUUCUCCCAUCAAAGGCCAACCCGAUGAUUAUUACUGUGAAAUCUGCGAGGAGAACAUUAACUCAAUGUAUUGGUUCUAUCAUUGCAUCAAAUGCGAUCAAUCCUUACAUCCGAAAUGCAUCUAUCCUAUUAAACGAUAUUGGAAUAUGAAGUAUGGUGCACGCUUCGAAGUGAAUUUUCACUCCCACCUUCUUAGUUUUGUCUGUCGCCCUAAGGCGGGGGUCUUAGCCCCUUGCCAUAGUUGUGGCCAUCAUUUCAGAGAAUUAGCCAGCAUGGCCUUUGACUGUGAGCAAUGUGAUUUUUGGAUGCAUCAUCACUGUUUAUAUUUUUUAUUUCAAUAAUAGAGCUCACCACUUCAAUGGCUCCACCAAACUAAGGAUUUUCUUAGUUUGUGGUUGGUUGCUUAGAAGUUGGAGACUCUUCUUCCUCUUUGAAACAUAUUUUGUUCUUCAAUUGUCUUCCAGUAAGGAUGAUAUAGUAAUUGUCCUUUAAUUAGUUAGGCACCUUUAGUACAUGAUUCUCUCCUAUGUCUUUCUAUUUGGUUUAUGAUUGGU